Zerene cesonia (dogface butterfly) is the source of this 1323-nucleotide messenger RNA. It is a transcript of the gene Sfxn2, whose product is annotated as sideroflexin-2. Bases 161 to 1144 code for a protein of 327 amino acids. Gene Ontology annotation, molecular function: monoatomic ion transmembrane transporter activity. Lineage: Eukaryota; Metazoa; Arthropoda; Insecta; Lepidoptera; Pieridae. Gene Ontology annotation, biological process: monoatomic ion transport; serine import into mitochondrion. The transcript has 9 exons. Gene Ontology annotation, cellular component: mitochondrial inner membrane. The record is from RefSeq and is a predicted model, not a curated record.
CACAAAUCGCAAAUCGCAAUAGCCGAUUACCUGUCGCCGCAUUUGGCAGUCGGCAAUCGGCUUAAAGUAUUAUUAAAUUUAAAUUAAGAACAAUAUAUACGUAAAUUUAAUUCAACUUUGUGCUUCUUGCCGAAUUAAACAAUAUUUAAUAAAUAUAACAAUGUCUACAGAAAAGAGGAUUGACAUCACCCAACCUUUAUGGGACCAAAGCACAUUUGUGGGCAGAUUUCGUCACUUUGCCUUCAUCUCGAAUCCUCUGCUCUCAUUAGUUCCGGAGAAGGAAUUGUACCAGGCUAAAGAGCUCUAUGUUAAUUAUAAGGAAGGAAAAGAACCCUCCGGAACAACAAUAGACCAAGUAGUGAGAGCAAAACAGUUGUACGAAUCAGCAUUUCAUCCAGACAGCGGUGAACUGCAGAAUGUGUUUGGUAGGAUGUCAUUCCAGAUGCCUGGAGGGUGCCUUGUUACGGGCGCUAUGUUGCAGUGGUACAGAACAGCCACAGCUGUAGUAUUCUGGCAGUGGGUUAACCAAUCGUUCAACGCUCUGGUUAAUUACACGAACCGAAACGCGAAUUCGCCGCUAACGACGAAGCAAAUGGGCGUGGCCUAUGUGUCUGCGACCUCCGCCGCUAUGGCGACCGCUUUGACCUUCAAAUUCGUCAUACAGAAGCGCGCUACGAACCCCAUUUUGGCGAGGUUCGUUCCAUUUGUGGCGGUUGCGGCGGCCAAUUGGGUAAAUAUCCCAUUGAUGAGGCAGAAUGAAAUAUUAUUAGGUCUCGAUGUGACUGAUGAAAACGGAAAGAUUAUUGGCAAAUCACAGUUGGCACCCGUUAAAGGGAUUUCACAAGUGGUCACGUCUAGGAUAGUAAUGUGCGCGCCCGGUAUGUUACUACUGCCGGUCAUAAUGGAGAGGCUGGAGCCCAAAGCUUGGAUGCAGCGGAUCAGAUGGGCCCAUAUUGGCAUACAGACCGGCAUCGUGGGGCUCUUCUUAACGUUCAUGGUUCCUACAGCAUGCGCCAUAUUUCCUCAGAGAUGUAAAUUAUCCAUCGACACAAUCAAAAGAUUCGAACAAGACAGAUACGAAGAAAUAUUGAAGAACACAGAUGGGAAACCGCCUAAAUACGUUUAUUUCAAUAAGGGACUGUAAUUUAGUCAAAAAAAAACCUAAAAAAAUAACAUGGAAAAUGGGAUUGAUAAAUAGUGGUAGGUAGUGUAUUGGAUGUGUUGAUAUUAAAAAUUAUCUUUUAGUAUUAGUUCGCAAUAUUUGGCAUUUUUUGAGGUUUUUGAUUGAUAUUAAUAUAGGGAUUUGAUCGAAAUCUGAUUUUG